Molecule: messenger RNA, 4819 nt
Organism: Daucus carota subsp. sativus
Lineage: Eukaryota; Viridiplantae; Streptophyta; Magnoliopsida; Apiales; Apiaceae
Product: DNA topoisomerase 2
Exons: 19
Coding region: 105-4562 (1485 amino acids)
Biological process (GO): DNA topological change; sister chromatid segregation; resolution of meiotic recombination intermediates
Cellular component (GO): nucleus
Molecular function (GO): DNA topoisomerase type II (double strand cut, ATP-hydrolyzing) activity; ATP binding; DNA binding
Source: RefSeq, a predicted model, not a curated record
CCCUUUCAUUUCAUCUUUAUAUCAAACACUCAACUUCCCCAAAAUCUCACACACACUGUCUCACACACACACACACACACUCCGCCGAAACACACACUUACGCCAUGGCGAACCGGCCGCUCCAGACGAACAACAUCUCCAACACCGCGAAAUCAAUCGAAGAAACCUACCAGAAGAAAACGCAGCUCGAGCACAUCCUCCUCCGGCCCGACACAUACAUCGGCUCCAUCGAGAAACACACCUCCUCUCUCUGGGUCUACGAAGACAGCGAGAUGGUCUCGCGCAGCGUCUCCUACGUCCCCGGCCUCUACAAGAUCUUCGACGAGAUUCUCGUCAACGCGGCGGAUAAUAAGCAGCGAGACCCCAAAAUGGACACUGUCAAGGUCGUUAUUGACGUGGACAACACUUUAAUUAGUGUGUAUAAUAACGGCGAUGGCGUCCCGGUGGAGAUACAUAAGGAGGAGGGGGUGUAUGUGCCGGAAUUGAUCUUUGGGCACUUGUUGACGAGUAGUAAUUAUGAUGAUGAUCAGAAGAAGACCACCGGGGGGAGGAAUGGGUAUGGGGCGAAGCUGGCCAAUAUUUUCUCGACUGAGUUUGUUAUCGAGACGGCGGAUGGGAAGAGGUUGAAGAAGUAUAAGCAGGUGUUCUCAAAUAAUAUGGGAAACAAAACUGAACCCCAUAUAACAAAGUGCAAGGAAUCUGAUAAUUGGACAAAAGUUUCAUUUAAGCCUGAUUUAGCGAAAUUUAAUAUGACUCAUUUGGAAGAUGAUGUUGUAGCCCUGAUGAAGAAACGAGUGGUGGAUAUAGCAGGGUGUCUUGGGAGGUCCGUGAAGGUGGAAUUAAAUGGUGAGCGAGUUCCAAUAAAAUCUUUCACUGAUUAUAUCGAUCUGUAUCUGAAAUCGGCUAACAAGGACAAAGAAGAUCCCCUUCCCAGAUUUGUUGAAAGAGUAAACAGCAGGUGGGAGAUUUGUGUCAGUCGGAGUGAAGGACAAUUUCAACAGGUCAGUUUUGUAAAUGGGAUUGCAACCAUCAAGGGUGGCACUCAUGUUGAUUAUGUUACCAACCAGUUAACAAGUCACAUCAUAGCCUCUAUAAGUAAGAAGAACAAGAAAGUGAACCUCAAGCCUCAUGCUGUGAAGAACCACCUAUGGGUUUUUGUUAAUGCACUAAUUGAUAAUCCUGCUUUUGAUUCCCAAACUAAGGAGACACUAACAAUACGGCAAAACAGUUUUGGUUCGGAGUGUAAGCUUUCAGAAGAUUUCUUAAAAAAAGUGGUGAACAAAUCUGGAAUAGUAGACAGUCUGCUCGCAUGGGCAGAGUUCAAGGAGAAAAAAGACUUAAAGAAAACUGAUGGUAAAAAGGGUCGAGUGACUGGCAUUCCUAAACUAGAAGAUGCUAACAAAGCUGGUGGGAGCCAAUCUCAAAAAUGCACCCUAAUUUUGACAGAAGGAGAUUCAGCUAAGAGUCUUGCAAUGGCUGGUCUUUCUGUUGUGGGACGAGAUCUUUAUGGUGUAUUUCCCUUAAGAGGUAAGCUGCUUAAUGUGAGAGAAGCAAGCCAUAAGCAGAUAAUGGAGAAUGCUGAAAUUCAGAAUAUCAAGAAGAUACUUGGACUCCAACAUGGUAAAGCAUAUGAAGAUGUCAAGUCAUUGAGAUACGGUCAUCUGAUGAUAAUGACCGAUCAGGAUCAUGAUGGUUCCCACAUCAAAGGGCUCUUGAUCAAUUUCAUUCAUUCUUUCUGGCCAUCACUGCUAAAAGUUCCACAUUUCAUGAUAGAGUUUAUCACUCCAAUUGUGAAGGCUACCAAAAAUGAAGGUGCCAAAAAUGAAAUAGUUUUGUCCUUCUAUACGAUUCCUGAGUACGAAAAUUGGAAGGAAAGUUUGGGGGAUGCUCUACGUGGCUGGACAAUAAAAUACUACAAGGGGCUGGGAACUAGCGAUGCAACUGAAGCAAAAGCAUAUUUUAGGGACCUUGGAACACACAAGAAGGAUUUCAUAUGGGCUGGUGAUGAUGAUGGUGAUGCAAUAGAGCUUGCCUUUAGUAAGAAAAAGAUUGAGGCAAGAAAGAACUGGUUGAGGCAGUUUGAGCCUGGUACUUUCUUAGAUCAAAAAGAGAAGCUGAUCAAGUAUAGUGACUUUGUCAACAAGGAGCUUAUACUGUUUUCUAUGGCGGAUCUUCAAAGGUCUAUCCCAUCAAUGGUUGAUGGCCUGAAACCAGGACAAAGGAAAAUUCUUUUUUGUUCUUUCAAGAGGAAUUUUACCAAGCAAGCCAAAGUUGCACAAUUCUCAGGUUAUGUCUCGGAGCACUCAGCUUACCAUCAUGGUGAGCAGAGUCUUGCAAGUACAAUAGUUGGUAUGGCUCAGGAUUUUGUAGGUAGCAAUAACAUAAACCUUCUUCUACCGAGAGGGCAGUUUGGUACACGAAACCAGGGUGGCAAAGACCAUGCAAGUGCUAGAUACAUUUAUACUGAGCUUGCUCCAAUCACUAGGUACAUGUUUCCCAAGGAUGAUGACAUUCUCCUUGAUUACUUGUAUGAAGAUGGACAAAAGAUAGAACCUUACUGGUAUGUUCCUGUUGUACCCAUGGUUCUAGUAAAUGGAAGUGAAGGAAUAGGAACAGGUUGGAGCACAUAUGUGCCAAACUACAAUCCAAGAGAUAUUGCUGCUAAUAUAAGACGGUUGCUAAUGGGGGAACCAAUGCAGCCAAUGGAUCCAUGGUACAAAGGAUUUAGGGGAACCAUUGAGAAAUCUGCAACAAAGGAAGCUGGAGCAGGCUACACUGUCAGUGGGCUUAUAGAAGAAAUAGAUGAUACUAAUGUUAGAAUCACAGAGUUGCCUAUUCGGAGAUGGACCCAAGAUUACAAGGAGUUUCUGGAAUCAAGCAUGAUCGGAAAUGAAAAAAUAAAAGCAUUUAUCAAGAACUACAGCAACCAGAGCGAUGACUGCACUGUACAUUUCGAUGUAGAGAUGUCUGAGGAAAACAUGCUCAUUGCUAAGCAAGAGGGGUUGCUAAAGAAAUUUAAGCUAACAGCUAAUAUAAGCACAAGUAACAUGCACCUCUUUGACCCAAAGGGUGUAAUCAAGAAAUAUGACUCCCCUGAACAAAUUCUUGAAGAUUUCUACCAUGUGCGGUUUGACCUUUACAAGAAACGGCAGAAAGUUCUGCUGGAAAAUCUAGAAUUGGACUUGCUUAAACUUGAUAACAGGGUCAGGUUUAUUCUAGGGGUCGUGGAAGGAAAAAUCAAGGUGAGCAACAGGAAGAAAGCAGAUCUAUUCCUUGAGUUGAAGGAAAAAGGUUUUACACCUUUUCCGAAGAAGACCAAGGUAGAAGAACUUGUUGCUGGGGCCACUGAUGCUGUAGAAACUGAAGAUAAUUCUCAAGGAAGUGGGGGUGCAGGAAGCGCCAAACUUGGUGACUAUGACUACUUGCUGAAAAUGGAAAUUGGAACCUUGACCGCUGAGAGAGUUCAGAAGCUACUUAAAGAGAAAGAUCAGCUCAUUGGAGAGGUUGAUGAACUGAGAAAGGCAACUCCAACGUCUCUUUGGCUAAAAGAUUUGGACGCUCUUGAUAGAGAACUUGAUGCACAAGAUCAGAGAGAUGCUGAUGGUGAAGCAUCCCGAGUAUCCACUUAUGAGAAUAGGAUGAAACCAGAUGGUUCUGCAAAAAAGGCACCAAAGAAUCCUCGGAAGAGUACUAAAAAUGUCAAAAACGCAGAAACAGUUGUUAAACUGACAGGAACGGCAACUGAUUCAGCAAUGGAAACAGAAGACAAUGUUCAAGAAGUAGUGAAUCCCAAAGGCAAAGCUGGACCAAAAAAAGCUCCUGCUAAAAAGGGAAAAUCAACUUCCAUCUUACGAGAUGAGGAUGAUGAUGAUGAAAUACUUGAUCUUAAAGACAGACUAGCUGCCUACAACAUCAAUUCUUCACCUGAUCAUUCGGAAGUAAUGGAAGUUGAUGUCCCUCAAAAACAAGCCACGAAGAAACCACCAAGUGGGAAGAGUGUGGCUGGGAAGAAGGCUUCAUUGGAUGUUUCUGGAGACGAAGAACAAGAGUUUGAGAUUGAGGAUAUUAGUGACGACAAUGACUCUGAAGUUGAGGUUGUGAAAGGAAAGAAAGGAGGAAGAAAACCAGCAGCAGGAAAUUCCAAGGCAGCUGCUAAACCACCUGCUGCACCAGCAGCAACUAAAAAGAGAGGGCCCGCUGCAACUACUAAGAAGUCUCAAUUGGUUAACCAGAAGCUGAUCACAGAUGUUCUAAAGCCUGCCGAAAACUCUGGGGUGUCACCUGAGAAGAAAGUAAGGAAAAUGAGGGCAUCUCCAUUUAACAAAAAGAGUAGUUCUGUCUUGGGAAGAGUUGCUGCCAAAGAUGAUAGUGUUUCACUAGGUUCUAGCUUAGACACAAGUGGCGGUGGAGGCUCUAGUGAAACGAUGACUCGAGUGGCUAGACCACAGAGGGUAAACCGCACCAAGACAACUUAUGUACUGAGUGACAGUGAUGACAAUGAUGAAGAGGAUCCUACUGAAGAAGAGCCUACUGACGAUGAUGACUUUGAAGAUGAAGAUUAAUGUAGGAUUCUGAUUCUUGACACUCUCUUUCUCGGAGAUUUGUUAGUUAAAAACAAAAAGGUUUUCUGAGUCCUUAAUGGUGGUAAUGUUGCAUCAGGAAUUCAAAACUGUAUCAGUUGUACAACAAGGUUUUUUGAGUCCUUAAUGGUGGUAAUGUUGCAUCAGGAAUUCAAAACUGUAUCAGUUGUACAAAAAGGUUUUCUGAGUCCUUAAUGGUGGUAAUGUUGCAUCAGGAAUUCAAAACUGUAUCAGUUGUA